Molecule: messenger RNA, 929 nt
Organism: Uloborus diversus
Lineage: Eukaryota; Metazoa; Arthropoda; Arachnida; Araneae; Uloboridae
Gene: HemK2
Product: methyltransferase N6AMT1-like
Exons: 6
Coding region: 267-899 (210 amino acids)
Biological process (GO): methylation
Cellular component (GO): eRF1 methyltransferase complex
Molecular function (GO): S-adenosylmethionine-dependent methyltransferase activity; protein methyltransferase activity; nucleic acid binding
Source: RefSeq, a predicted model, not a curated record
UGUGCACUCUUUCAUGUUUCAUAUUUGUUGUUUUAUAGUGCUGAAAAAGUUUUGCGUUUUGUAGUAAAAUCAAAUUCUAUGCUAUCAAUAUGGUUUCCCUAGCAGUUGUGUUCUCGGUCAAUUUUUAUCUCAUCAGAUUUAAACGCGAAGAUAACUACGAGAAGUUGAGAGGUUGUUAUUGAGUUUUGCUUGAUUAUUGAAAAGUCUAUGCACAAGAAAAUAACUUAUUUCAACCCGUAGACCGAGUCCAACUUAGUUUGAGAAAAAUGGAAACUGCAGACUAUAGUUCUUUGCCGAAAAACAUUUUUUUGGAUGUUUAUGAGCCUGCUGAAGACACAUUCAUAAUGAUUGACGCUUUAGAAAAAGAUUUAGAUUUCAUAAAUAAACUAAGGCCAAGCAUUUGUCUCGAAGUUGGGAGUGGCUCAGGAGUCAUUUCUGCUACCAUAGCAAAGGCUUUGGGACCCAUCUGUUACUUAUGUACAGAUAUAAAUCCUGUUGCUGUUCAUGCCACCAAAAUCUUAACUCAGAGCAAUGAUGUUUCUGUCGAUGUGAUUCAAACUAACCUGGUUGAAGCUUUUGGCACUCGUCUGAAAAAUGCUGUAGAUGUGCUGAUAUUCAAUCCACCAUAUGUUCCUUCACCGUCUGAAGAGAUGAAUGUUGACAACUUGUCUCUUGCCACCUGUGGUGGCAGCAAAGGUCGGGAAGUGAUGGAUAGGUUUUUCCCAUAUGUUUCAAAACUAAUUUCUGAGAAUGGAGUCUUCUAUUUGACCUGCAUAUCACAGAACAAUAUUGAGGAUAUCCAGAAGCAUUCUUCUCUCCAUAAGUUACAAAUGUGCAUUGUGUUGGACAGGAAAUGUGGCAUGGAACACCUCUUUGUCCUUCGGUUCACUUCCACUUAAAUUUUAGUCAUCUCAUUUUUCUUAUUGUAC